UUCGAGCUGAGCCCAGAAAGCAGAUACAUGACAACGUUCUACACCCAUCAAGGCCUGAGGCGUUUCAAAAGGUUAAAUUUUGGCACCAAUUCCGCUGCUGAGAUUUUCAAUGAGGAAAUUCGUCAAACGCUGGUGGAUAUUGAACAUGCUGAAAACAUCUAUGAAAACAUUAUCGUGUUUGGAAAAUCUCAGAAAGAACAUGAUCGAGCACUUAUGCAAGUAUUACAGCGCCUUGAUGACUGCGGUCUAACACUUGGAAUGUCAAAGUGCAGUUUUAACCAACCAGAAAUCAAGUUUUUUGGCAUGACUUUCUCAUCAGCAGGAAUGUCACCAUCACCUGACAAAGUACAGGCUCUACAUGAUGCCCAACCACCCGCAUCUGCAGCUGAAGUUCGAUCCUUCUUGGGAAUGGCUAAUUUCAGUGCUCAUUUUAUUCGCAACUACUCUGCUCUUACAACCCCGUUGCGGUUGCUCACUAGAAAGAAUGUUACUUUCAACUGGACCAAUGAUCGUCAAAAUGCUUUUCAGUCAAUUAAAGAGGCCCUCUCACAAGACACCACAAUGGCAUACUUUGACCCAACACGAGAAACAAAGCUCAUUGUAGAUGGCUUCAAAUAUGGCUUCUCUAGCAUCUUGACACAACUUGAGCCCCAAACACAACAAUACAAAGUAAUCAGAUACGACAGCAGACCGACAACAGACACUGAGAGUCGCUACUCACAAAUUGAAAUUGAGAGUGCUGCACUAGCAUUCGCCAUGCAGAGAAACCAUAUCUAUCUACAUGGCCUUCAAAAUUUCAUUGCAAGCACAGAUCACAAGCCUUUGUUACCCUUGUACAACCAGUACAAGGCAGAACUUCCGGCACGAAUCCUGCGGGACAAGUUGAAGCUGCAAGAUUAUAGCUACACACUAAUUCACAAGCCGGGGAAGACAAAUCCAGCUGAUUAUCUUUCCCGGCAUCUAGUUGUCUUAGCUGAUGUGUGUACCGUAACAAAGAAAUCCAUAGAAGAGGAUAUGCUAUACAUUGAUGCAGUUGUCCGAGCCAACCUUCCCAAGGCUGUAACAAAAGAACACACGGUAAAAGCUACACUAGAGGAUGAAACAUUGACAGUUCUCAAAGAAAUGAUCUCACAGGGAUACAUCAGCAAAGAACAGAAAAAGAGAUUGGCUUCAUAUGCACAUAUAUUUCCAGAGCUUUCAGUAGUGGAUGGCCUAGUGCUCAGAGGUAGAGCCACUCAAGCCAACAGAACUACCCACAGAUCCAUGGUCUAAACUUGCAACAGACCUAUAUGGUCCAUUAGACACUGGUGAAUACCUGCUGGUUGUACAAUGCCUGUACUCCAGAUUUCCUAUGGUCGAAAUCGUGCGUUCAACUUCUGGUACAGCAGUCAUACCAGCAAUGGACAAAAUUCUCUCAACAUUAGGAAUCCAAGAUGAAAUAGCAAGUGACAAUGGGCCACCAUAUAGCAGUGAGGAAUUCAAAUCGUUUGCAAGAUGGGUUUUGAGCACAAAAAGAAAAUACCAUAUGCACCAUGGGCCGAAAAUUUUAUGAAAAACCUAGAAAAAAUCAUUCGCUCCUCCACAGAAGAGCGUCUAAACUGGAGACAGGAAUUACAGAAAUACCUGAGGGCCUACAGAGCUACUCCACACACAAUGACAAAGCAUUCUCCAGCCAGUCUCCUUUUCAAUGGACGAAGGUACAAGAUCAGUGGUGCAGCGUCAGUGAUGCCCUCAAAUUCCAUCACCAGUUCUAGGUUUUCUAUCCAGAGUUUCCAUCGGGGUUCUUGAUUGCUACCAGCAUCUUGUUGCACAUCUGGAUUAAACUCCGUUACGCACGCGUCUUCCAGCACCUACCAGUAAGAAAAUAUUGCUUUAUGACAGAGAGGUGCGUACAAAGGAUGCUAGGAGCAAAGAAACAAUGAAGCAGAACGCAGACAGCAAGAGUUAUGUAAAAGAACUAGAUAUUAAAGUAGGGGACACAGUUCUGUGUCGACAAGCGAAGCUCAACAAGAAAACCACACCUUUCAACAGCGAGCCGAUGAUUGUUGUGAAGAGGAAAGGCAGUUUAUUUACAGCCAGAAAUGCCACAAGAACCAUCACAAGACAUAUUACAUUUUUCAAGAAGCUACAAAGGCUGGAUGAGAACAAGUCAAGGUGCGAAGGAGAUUAUACCACACAGCCACUUUCACCUGACACUGAUGAAAGAGAAGAAAAUGUCAUUCCACCAAAUGAAGUGCCAAUAGAAAGACCGGUGAGAAUAAGACAAGCUCCUGCUAGAUACAGAGAUGAAAACUUUCAGACUGAGUUUUAAUCUAACAAUGCAACAGACACAAUAGAACCAUGUUAUCUGUACUUUAUCAAUAAUGUUAUGUUAUGUUUUGUUUUGUAAUUAGGGAAGGAAUGUUAUGUUCUAAACGAGGCUGUUUGAUUAUGAGGUUAAUAUGAUGUAACAUCGAAGUGACAGAAGCACGUCUUUAUAUGUGUGUUACUCUUUGUCUAAUUGUGGACUCUUCAUGCACUACGACAUUUAUUUAGUCAUUUUGGUCUACCAUAUCAUAUCGUCACGGAUAAUGGAACACAAUUUACUAGUAAUGAAUUUGGAACAUUCCUACGUUUGAACAACAUACUUCACACAAAGACAGCACCUGCGCAUCCAGCAACGAAUGGACUAGCCGAACGCUAUGUAGGACAUUUCAAGACAAAAACUACACAGAUGAAAGUAAGUAAUGAAGCAUUACGAGUCAGAUUGGAUAAGUUUUUAUUCACGUAUAGAGUAACGCCUACAACGAUUGGAAAGUCACCUGCAGAGCUGUUAGUGAAUCGACAACCCAAGACAAGAUUCGAUUUACUAAGACAGAAGAGUUACCAAGACACAAAGCAACAAGUCAAGAUUUUCCAAGAUAACUCGGAGUUCAAAACUGAUUUCAAACCGAGUCAAGCUGUAUUUGUUUUAAAUAUUGGUAAAGGGCAAAGUGGUUACCUGGAUAAAUUUUGAAGGAGAUUAGCCCAAGAAAUUAUGAAGUCCAAGUCGAGAACAUAGUUUGGAAAAGACACUGCACACAGAUUAGACCAAGGUACAUUCCAACUAAUUUAAAGUGGACCUAAACUCUGUACGUUUAGGGUCACCUUGGGUAAAUCAAGGGUCCUAAAAAUGAGUAAAUUAUUUUUUAGUGCAUUCCAUAUUUGUGAAAGCCCCCAUCAUGGCUCCCAAAGUUGUAGAACCCUUCCUAUAUGACCGCGCAGGAAAGAAGCAUGGGCUCUAAUCAGUCGAUGACGUCCGCCCAGGAUCACACAAUAAUUUUUUGCGCGUUUGAAAGUGCUUAGUCAUUAGUCACGAUAUUCGGUGUGAAAACAGUGGAAGUCCUCGAUUUUUUCUUUUUGACGGAAUUCUAACAAAUAUCUCAAAAAUGUCUUCAGAUGAGUCUGAAAGUGACAGGCAAGGAAGUGAAUUCGAAGAUUUCGCAAGCUUUUUGGAAGACAUUGACAAGCUUGGCCAAGAUUUUGCGUCUGCCUACCUUGACGAGCCACUGGCUGAUGAGGAAUACAUGCGUCGGUUCAAUCAAGAAACGGCAGAAAGAGUGCAGAAAGAAGAAAAAUUAAAAAAAAGAUUUGAAAAUGCUUUCGAUUUAGAGAAUUGGUGUAAAUGCGGUCAUUGCUCAGUGAAGCUACUUCAAAAUCCCGAGGAAUUCCUGUGCUGCCAAGAAUUGGAAGGCUACAUAGAAGCAUUGCAAAGUGAGGAGGUGCAGAGAGAUAUUGCUGGGGAAAUGACUUGUGUCACUGACCAUCCAGGUUUCGCAGAUGUCUGCCUUAAAAAAUGGUGCUUGAAGCAAGCUGCUGACAAAUAUAAGACAAGAGCAGGACAAAAGUAUGACAAAUCAGGAAAGGAAAAAAGAUUUAUUUUUAUCUUGGUUGCUGAGAAGUGUCUCCCAUUGAGAGUUUACACGCCUUAUAUAUGGAAAAUUGGGUAACAAACGCAUUCCUUGGCCUGCAUGUGCAUAUGAUGCAAUAAGGACAACCUUUCCAGUGGAU
Rhopilema esculentum is the source of this 4029-nucleotide messenger RNA. The record is from RefSeq and is a predicted model, not a curated record. NCBI's taxonomy places the organism in Eukaryota, Metazoa, Cnidaria, Scyphozoa, Rhizostomeae, Rhizostomatidae.